This is a messenger RNA of Protopterus annectens (West African lungfish), 622 nucleotides long. RefSeq names its product anaphase promoting complex subunit 11 (gene ANAPC11). The record is from RefSeq and is a predicted model, not a curated record. Gene Ontology annotation, biological process: positive regulation of mitotic metaphase/anaphase transition; anaphase-promoting complex-dependent catabolic process; protein ubiquitination. Bases 15 to 269 code for a protein of 84 amino acids. The transcript has 2 exons. Gene Ontology annotation, cellular component: nucleus; anaphase-promoting complex. NCBI's taxonomy places the organism in Eukaryota, Metazoa, Chordata, Ceratodontiformes, Protopteridae. Gene Ontology annotation, molecular function: cullin family protein binding; zinc ion binding; ubiquitin protein ligase activity.
UUCACUAGUGAAUCAUGAAGGUGAAGAUACAGUGCUGGCGUGGAGUUGCCACAUGGCAGUGGAUGGCAAAUGAUGAGAACUGUGGUAUCUGCAGAAUGGCUUUCAACAGCUGCUGUCCUGACUGUAAGAGUCCUGGAGAUGACUGCCCACUUGUUUGGGGUCAAUGUUCUCACUGUUUCCAUAUGCAUUGCAUUUUGAAAUGGCUUAACUCUCAGCAGCUCCAACAGCACUGCCCCAUGUGUCGUCAGGAAUGGAAGUUUAAAGAGUGAACUUUUGUGUGUGUGUGUGUCAGGGAAGAGGGAAUAAAGUUGAACAGCAUAAGUCAGUUAAGUGGAACAGAAGAUCUUGGAAAUAUGCCCACAGUACCCAGCCUGACAAGGGACAGUUUCUUUGACCGGACGCUUUAUCAGCCCUCCUUUAACAAGAAUGAAAUGACAUACACAAACAGUGUAAAAAAAAAAAAAAAAAAAAAAAAGAUUAAGAAGGUAUUUAUUGGUGUUCAAUCAUGAUUUCUCUUAUUUUAAUAUACUUUAUUGUAUUUUGCCAUAAUUUGACAGAUUUGUUGCAUUUCAUUUGUUUUUGUUACUGUUUUAGAUGUUUAAAUAAAACAAUGUAUAUUGAA